CUAACCGGUCUUUGUACAGAGACCAGAGAACUGUAUGCAGUGUAACAGCAAUAUUUGCUGUUCCUUUUAACUCUCCAAUGAACUGCUCACAAAGAAUGCACUGAUCCUGCCUGCAGCUUUGCAGGGCAAGGGCACUAAUCAGUGUAAAGAUCACAUUUUAUAUGAGAUCUUAAAACAAUUUUCUUACCAUAUUUUUAUACGCGUUUUUGUUACAGUCAUGGUGCUGGGGAAAGUAAAACUAUACACCAUUAGCUUUGACUGUCUAAAUGACAGCCAUGUCCCCGUAUAUUCUAGCGGGGAUAUAGUCUCAGGGAGGGUGAUCAUAGAAGUAACUGGAGAAGUAAAAGUGCAAUAUUUGAAACUUCAAGCAAAAGGCUAUGCUAAAGUGCGCUGGACUGAGUCAAGAAAUGCUGGCUCAAACACUGCCUAUACUCAGAACUACAAUGAAGAAGUGGAGUAUAUGAACCACAGUAUAAUCUUGCUUGGACACGAAAGAGAUGAGGAUUCUGAGGAAGGUUUGACCACAAUUUCUUCUGGACGGCAUGAGUACGCAUUCAGCUUUGAGCUUCCACAAACACCUUUGGCUACCUCAUUUGAAGGCAAACAUGGCAGUGUGCGUUACUGGGUGAAGAGUGUUUUGCACAGGCCUUGGCUUCUGCCAACAAUGAAAUCAAAAAAAGAAUUCACAGUGUUUGAACACAUUGACAUAAACACUCCACUACUGCUGUCUCCCCAGGCAGGCACAAAAGACAAGACUCUUUGUUGCUGGUUUUGUACCUCAGGCCCAAUAUCCUUAAGUGCCAAAAUAGAAAGAAAGGGCUAUACUCCAGGUGAAUCAGUUCAGAUAUUUGCCGAAAUUGAGAAUUGCUCUUCUCGCAUGGUUGUGCCAAAAGCAGCCAUUUACCAAACACAGACCUUUUAUGCCAAAGGGAAGACGAAGGAAGUGAAACAGCUUGUGGCAAAUUUGAGGGGAGAAUCACUUUCCUCCGGGAAAACUGAAACGUGGAAUGGCAAGCUGCUAAAGAUACCACCAGUGUCGCCAUCUAUUUUGGACUGUAGUAUCAUCCGUGUAGAGUACUUGCUUAUGGUGUAUGUGGAUAUCCCUGGAGCAAUGAAUUUGUUCUUAAAUUUGCCACUUGUCAUUGGUACAAUACCCUUGCAUCAGUUUGGCAGUCGGACAUCCAGUGUUAGCAGUCAGUGUAGCAUGAACGUGAACUGGCUCAGCCUGGCACUGCCUGAAAGACCUGAAGCACCUCCUAGCUAUGCAGAUGUUGUUACAGAUGAGCAACGGUUGAGUAACUUAGCACCAUCAACUCUUCGUGGUGACUUGGAUCGGGCACCAGAGGGACCACUCUACCAAUAUAUCCACGAAUUUCGGUAUCAGCCCCCACCUCUGUAUUCAGAGGUAAGAUGUUGGCAGUUGUUUUGUAAAAUUGUUGACCCAAAUCCAGACCAGUCUACAGAAGAGAGGCCAAUCUGUCCAUCCCGUUGAAGAGUGGUCUGCACCAGAUGGCUGAAGUUCAUUGCAGACAGAAGCGCUUCUCUUCCGAGGACAAGAGAAUGUGUAUUGGAGAUCCGCUUUUACAGGAAUUCAUGUUUUUCCUGAUAUUGUGUGGAUACAUGCAUACAACCUGUGAUCAUGAUAGUGCUUGUGUUCUAAGCAAGUAACUGUUUCGCAUGCCUGAAGAAACUAACUUGCUCCUUUCAUGAAAUACCAUUGGCACAUAUUUGGAGCAACAGUUGGUGUAUGGUCGUAUGUGUUGACAUUUGCAGCAUUCGUCAGAUGAGGAAUGGAUAAACGCCUCCUGUUCAUGCAAAAAUUUGCACGCUUUCUUCAGUGCUUGUAUUUUAUGGUUCCAUUUAAUAUCACUACAGCGUCUUUGAGGCACUCAGCUGUAAACCACAGGCUCUUCCUACCUGUGUAGCUCAUCUGUGGACUGCAAGAAGAACAAACAAAAAAAAGUCAUAAACUUAAAAGACAGUGCACUGACGUUUUAAAUUUUACUUUUAUGUAGCCAGACUGUGCUUGCACAUACAUUUUCUCACUCAGUAUUGCUCUAAUAUGCUGACCUUCUAUCACUUCCGUCAGUCUGGAUUCAGUUAUGUGGACAUUCUUGCAAACAUCAAAUGCCUUUAAGCCAGUCUGCUUUGUUGUGCAUUUCUUUUGCUUCCUUUUGUAGUAGAACAGCAACAGAUUAUAAGGAAACUGGCUGAUGGUGUAUAAAAACAGAGCAGAGAAUGUCUGUGGGUUCAGUAGUUCUUAACAUCUUUUAUACAUUUGUUGCCUUUCUACUGUCACUGCACAGCAGCGUUAUGUUACAGGCUGCCUAAAUGCUCAAUCUCAGGUGAACUUACCACUUGCCAAACUAUCGAUGGCUUUUUGUUUCAUUAAAUUGCACUUCUUGAAAAGAGGGACUUGCACAAAAUGCAAUAAGCGAUACCAGUUCCCUUUUUAUCCUGUCUUAGCUGCAGAACAGAUACACUUAUUACCAGAUAACCUAGUUUUAGUAAGCUGGGGCAGGCAGAAUUCAGAAAAAUAGCACCAGCAAAAUGCAAAAGUCAGAGGAAUAAUGACGUGGCACUUUUGUAUCCUGUUAUCUUUUUAAAUUCCAUGUUCCAUCCUCUGACAAGAAUUUUUUUUCUUUUUUGGUGUUCUCUUUUCCGUUCCAUCCUCUGAUGAGAAAUUCAGUGAUUUAAUUAGGAAGGAUCAUGAGGGGCGUUUUUGUUAAAUCGAAAAACAAACAGUCUGCUACAGUUAUUGCAGUGAAGUUAGUGUAACAAAUGGUCUUUGGUGUGGUAGCUGAUUGUUUUGUUUACUAGACUGAGAGAACCAGGAAACAUUUCUGGGACUGAUGUGAUAUUUAAUGUGCAGUAAAAUCUUAGUAUGCAUUGAAAGUUUUGAGAAAAAAGUGAUCACAUUAAUGCUUGUGAUCUAAAUAAGUAACUGUUUGCAUUCAUCUGAGGCCUUAUUAAGAAAUGAACAAAUGCCAGCUGAACACUUAAAAGAGCUUUAUGCUCAGUUAACUGUAGCCAAAUCUGGCUUCUGUUCUUUACCAAGGAGUUUGACUUUUCAGUUAAAUCACUGCUGCCUGGUGGGAUAAAAAGGGAAAGGGGACAAAAUAUCAUUUAAAGGUUAUAAAAAGAAAUGUGGAUGCCCAUGACUUUCCCUGAUUCCUCUUACAAUGAACAUAAUAUUCCUGCUUGGCAUCAAAGGGCAUUUGUUGUUGUUUGGUCAGAGAAAUCCCUCUUUAUUAAUGUAGACUAGGGAACAAUUGCUAGCACCUAAAACAUAGGGUAGCUAUUUGCAUCACAGUGUGAUUAAAGAAGUGAGAUCAGCCAACAUAUUCCAGUCAAGUAAAUAUCCGAAGAAAAUGUGAUUAGAAUAAAGACCUGUCCCGUUUAUCUUUAAAAGAUAAUUCCAUAUCUUGGUGGUUGUUUCUGUGCUAUAUAAUUGCAUCCACUUCUUAAGGACAUUGUUGAUCUGUAUCAUCACAACUGUCUAUGUAUUUGUCAAUACAUAUAUUGUAGAUGUACAUGGGACGUACGUAGUAGUCCAGUAUUCAAGCUAGGUUCCUAAUUUUAAAUUGGGAACAACAAAUUCAAAAAAAAAAUCCAAAAUGUUCUAGGAACAAUGUGCAAUAUUCAAUGUUUUCUUGUUUGUUUUACAGACUUUAUUCUGUGGUUGUUUGUACAUUUUACUUUUAUUUUAUUUUUUUUUAGUUUGGUGCUGUUAAUUGUCUUUGUAGAUUAUGUUAUAAAAGAAAUGUUUGCAAACAAUGAUUGAUUGUUCCUUGAGCUCUUCCUUGUGGAAAUAAACAUGUUUUUGUAAUAAA
Protopterus annectens (West African lungfish) is the source of this 3833-nucleotide messenger RNA. RefSeq names its product arrestin domain-containing protein 3-like. NCBI's taxonomy places the organism in Eukaryota, Metazoa, Chordata, Ceratodontiformes, Protopteridae. Gene Ontology annotation, biological process: protein transport. The record is from RefSeq and is a predicted model, not a curated record. The transcript is spliced from 8 exons. Gene Ontology annotation, cellular component: cytoplasm. Bases 218 to 1492 code for a protein of 424 amino acids.